UUUUGUGUCAUUCUGAUUGGUAUUAUAAAUACUGCAGACUAUUGUUCUUAGCUUUUUUCGUCAUUUCUAAAUUUAUCGUUGCAUAUUUUUACUCUUCAAUGGUCAAAACUGACUUUCAAAUGUCCCAUUUUUAAAAACGAACUCAGUGGCAUUUUUAAAAACGAACUCAGUGGCAUUUUUAAAAACGAAUUCAUUUUAUGAGCUCUAGCUCGGACGAAUUAUUGCAAAAUGCUCUUUAUUUUGUUAAUGAUUGACAUAUGGCUAAGUGCAGCCCAGUCCAAAAGUUUUAGUUUCAAUUUUGGACCUAAAUAUAAUGACCAGUUUCUUACUAAAUCACUAUCUGGAUGCUCCAAGCCUUACAGUUUGCCUUCUGGUUUUCAAUUUGGUGGACAGCCUCGAAAUGAGCUUUUCGUUUGUGUGUUUGGAGUAGUAACAUUUGAUUCACCGAUGAAAGAUAAAUACGAUCCAAAUAAUUUUGAAUCUUCAACUACAGCGAUGAUAGCUCCUUUCUACGCAGAUUCAUACACUGUGGACAAUCUUCUAGACUCGAUGUGUAAUUUGACAGUUUAUUCAUAUCAAAGCGAUUAUCCACGAGAACCAAUAUGCGAUUUUUACACCGGUGGGUCGAGCUGGCAAACAUUCAACUUUAAAACACGGGCUACACGCGGGGAAGAAAAAACGUACAAUAAAAGUGAUCUUAGUUCGAUCACGAGCGAUGAUGAUUUCACGAAAGACAUUUAUGGAAUCGUUGGGUCCGAAGACCCGAACUUGUUCAACAAUGUUUUCAAACGUGAAAUGAGUUCAAAUGAUCGUUUAGACGCAAACACUUUGCUCGAAAACGAUAUCCAAGGGUUUUCAUGUGACUGGGGCUAUGUUGUGACGUGGAAUAAGGUUGCAGCGUUUCCAGGAAUUCUGGACGCUUUCAAUAGCUUCCAGAUGGCUCUGGUUUGCGGCACUGCGACGACAAGUGGCACUCAAAAACGGUGUUUUGCAAUUUUUCACUUCAUAGACUUGCAGUGGACUAUCGGUCUCUUUGGUUUUAAUCAAAGCCAAGGUAUCAGUGGGUUUAACAAUGGAAAUGGAAAAAUAUACACUCUGCCAUUCUCAAAAACACCUGCUGUUCGUAAUCUGUGGGCUUAUUCUAACAUCGGCAAUGACGGAAUUUGGGCGUUUGAGCUGAACGAAUCGGAUUCUUCUCCGGUCCAGGAGAUGGGUCCUCUUCCCAUUGAUUUGCUGGAUAUUCAAGCGAUAUGCGAUGGACCCUUGGAACCAUCUUUGGUGCAGAAAGGAAAAGAAAGUGUUCAAUUCACUGUUUCAGACUGCGAUCUCCCGCCCAAUUUCAAAGUGGGCUUGAAAUUUCAGAAAGAAGAGUCAGUUCGAGAGGCUACUUACGAUGCGAAUACUCGAGUUGUUACAACUGAUUCACUAGAUGUUAGUUUUACUGGACCUUCGGCUGUGUAUAUCACCCUUGACGAAGUGCCUUUGUCAGGGGAGAAAUUUUUGUUUGUAUAUACCCACAAGGAUUCAAAUUAUACGUUGGAAGUCGAUUCUGUGGUCGGCAGCAACGUUUCUGUAUCAUUUCAUAACUGCCCUAAAAACAUCACAGAUUUGAGCGUUAAAUACCCUAAUGGCACUACUCUGGAGGUUACAAUUCCAGCGGGCAGUUUACAGUACAGCUACAAUAUCAAUGAUACAUUCGCAAACAGUGGAUCAUAUGUCGUCGAAUUCUCAUUGAACGGAACAUGCGACUCUUUACCCAUAGUUCUUCAAUCGAAUAAGAUCGAAGACACUCCUUCGACAAGUUGCUUAGGUUGGGACUCAAAUGAAAGUCUGAACAACUAUACAUCGUGCACAGAACAACUCCGGGUAUGGUACCCAUGUCCUCGAUGGGUUAAAGAGCUUCCAGACAGGUUACCGACACGGGACGAAUGGUGGGCUCACCAAGAGGUUGCGAAUGGCAUAUCUGGAUGGGAGUAUGACAUCUGCUGCAACCAAAAUGACACCGAGACUCGAGCUAAGCUGGGCAGAUCGGGAUACUGCAGUAGCGAAGAGUGUGAGUUCAAGCGACGGGCUGCUGGUGAUUCCACGCCACAGUUCUGCAUCCGGUCGCCACAAUUGGCUUGCAAUGCUCAGAUUAACUCCAACCCCGAAAAUAUAAUGGUAUCUAACCAAUGUUGUUACGACGACGGUGAUAAUUUAAUAGAAUACAUCGAGUCUGUUACUACACGACAAGCGGGAAACAUGCAUCGUGAACAUAAUUCCAUUAAAAAUCUAGCUGCGCAUUACCUGAGUGAAGUCGAACCCUUUGAAGUUUGCUGUGAUAAGCGGCAUCAUCCAUCUAAUACUUCUUGCGAAGAUAUUUACAAAAAGCACCGCCCGACUAUCAUUGGCGAGUACUGGCCUCGUAACGUCCUCAUAAACAGAGGAGACCCCCACUUGCAGACAGUGGACGGAGUGAGCUACCCCUUCAUGGGGCUGGGGGUCUACAGGAUGCUCAUCACUGAUGACUCAUCUUCUAUCGGGGGUCAGACUGAACUACAAGCUAGCAUGCGGAGGGUCGGCAACGGGACUGUGUUCAGCGGGAUAGCAGUCAAACAUGGAAACACUCUCCUAGAAGUGUACCUUGACAAAAGUGCAGCUUUUAAAUUAGUGAUUAACAACUUCGAGAAGACACUGGGAGAAAUUGUCAGGGAAUAUAUCCUGGCCAAUGUUGCAGUGGAAGAGAGAGAUGAUUUGAAAAGCGUUCGAUUUCAGUUUCUGGGGAAUAUGUUGAUUGUGGAAGUGUAUGUGAUUCAGAACUUCCUCAACCUUAAGAUCUCAGUUCCUCCCUCGUUCAAGUUUCAGAUGAGGGGACUCCUGGGAUAUUACGACGGAGACCCAGACAACGAUUUCGAAGCCUCCAAUGGAUCUGUCGUGAAAGCGAAUGGCGAUUACUUGCACCUUCAUAAAACAUUUGGCGAGAGCUGGAAAGUGCCUAGACGAGAGUGGUUGUUCAGACAAGAAGAGACCAUAGUUUCCAUUGACUCCGACUUUGAAGAAGGACUCCCUUUUGAUCCAAACUACGACAACAUCAUCGCAAAUGAACAACUGCGCCUUCUCGCUAAUCAGAUAUGCCGGGGAGACUCUGCUUGCAUGUUAGACGUUGCGUUGGUCGGGAACAUCUCAAUCUCAGAUGCAUAUACGCAAUUCGAAAGUGACAUCGAAGCAGCUCGAUUUUGGAACGAAAACUUUCGUCUGCUCGAGAAGAACUAUUUUUCGAACUUUGAAUUUUCAGAAGACGAAACCGCCGACCGCACUUGGUUAAUAAUUGUCGGGACUUGUAUUGUUUCUGUUUUUCUGGUGGUAUUAUUAGUCUACGUUGUGAUGACGUGUUGUGGGCGAAAAUUGGGCGGAUUGAACAGUCAUAACAGAGUCGACGUAGCCGAUGAGUUCUGGCUGGACAACAGGAACAUCGAAGGAGCAAACUGGAAUCACUACCACACUGAGUAUCAGGAUAGUAAACAACUUGGAUGGUAAAUUGAAGCGAAAGACAAAAUAUCUUUGAAGUGAAACUAGAACAGAAACUUGAGCAACGCUUUAGAACAGAACCUUGCUUAGUACAUACGAGGCCAAACUGUAUUUUGUGAAUUGACAAAAAUUCAACACGUUCAACAAAGACUUGUCUCUGGACUUCAGUGAUCUACACACACAAAAUUGUGCCCCUAUCCAGAGCACAUUUUGGCCUCGUAUUUUAAUUGAAACUGCAGCUUCACAAAAUUGUUUUUUUUUUCAAGUUAAAUCAUAUCAAGAGCUUUAUUUGGAUAAAAAAGAAUAACCGGGC
Symsagittifera roscoffensis is the source of this 3820-nucleotide messenger RNA. RefSeq lists its product as uncharacterized. Bases 229 to 3516 code for a protein of 1095 amino acids. The record is from RefSeq and is a predicted model, not a curated record. The transcript is spliced from 6 exons. Gene Ontology annotation, biological process: cell-matrix adhesion. NCBI's taxonomy places the organism in Eukaryota, Metazoa, Xenacoelomorpha, Acoela, Convolutidae.